Messenger RNA from Talaromyces proteolyticus, 1527 nucleotides. RefSeq names its product general substrate transporter. Gene Ontology annotation, cellular component: membrane. The record is from RefSeq and is a predicted model, not a curated record. Gene Ontology annotation, biological process: carbohydrate transport; transmembrane transport. Bases 1 to 1527 code for a protein of 508 amino acids. NCBI's taxonomy places the organism in Eukaryota, Fungi, Ascomycota, Eurotiomycetes, Eurotiales, Trichocomaceae. Gene Ontology annotation, molecular function: carbohydrate:proton symporter activity. The transcript is spliced from 5 exons.
AUGCCUAAGAACUUUCUAGGCUCUGCCAGAGCGUAUAACUGGUAUGCAUCCAUUAUCGCCGCAGCAUGCAUGGUGCUGUACGGCUAUGAUGCCUCUGUCUACAACUCUGUUCAAGGAUCCAAAAACUGGGUUGAUUACUUCAACAACCCAGAUGCCAACAUGAUCGGUGCAGUCAACACAGCAUACGCCGUCGGUGCCAUCGUCGGAGGGUUCUUCUUUGGAGGCCCUGUGGCUGAUUAUCUCGGUCGUAAAGUAGGCAUGGCAAUCGGGUGUGUGCUCGUCAUUAUAGCAACCUUCAUGCAGGCUUUUUCUCCACGUCAUAGUAUCGCUUGUUUUUUAGCGGGAAGAUGUAUUAUUGGUAUUGGACAGGGGGUUGCUUUAACAUCCGGUCCGAUCUAUAUAGGCGAGCUUGCUCCACCGCAUAUUCGAGGUAAAAUAAUGACGCUGUGGCAGACAUUCUAUUCAGUCGGGUCAUUCAUUUGCUUUUGGGUGAAUUAUGCGUGUACUAAACACAGUUCCCUUCUAGGUGAAUGGGACUGGAAAAUGGUGGUCAUCUUCCAACUCUUGGUGCCAAUUCUCAUUCUUGCGCUCCUACCGACUAUACCAGGCACCCCUAGAUGGUAUAUUCAGAAAAAAAAAAUAGAAAAAGCCCGCUCAGCGUUGCGUCUGAUUCGCGAUACGGAGGAUGAGGUUGAACAGGAAAUUCUUCAGAUUCGCGAAGCCCUAGAGUAUGAAAAAGAGGCAAUUUCAAGCUCAUACAGUGCUCUAUGGAAGGAUCGUUCGAUCAGAAAACGACUUCUGCUUGCUUUCGUUAUCAACGCGGGCCAACAGUUAACGGGUCAGGGUUCUUUGAAUACUUACUCGACAAAGAUUUACCAAAAGGUUUUUACAUCCAGCAGCCAGAUUGCACUAAUAAAUGCGCUCAAUGCCACCUUUGGCAUAAUUUUCACUCUUAACGCAAUAUGGAUAGUUGAUCGCUUUGGUCGAAAGGUACUAUUGGAGAUUGGUGGUAUCGGUAUGGCCGUCUGCAUGAUAAUCGUCGCCGCAGUUGAGACUGAGAGCCCGAGCUUGGCCAACGGCGCGAAAUCACAACCAGUCGGCAUCUCUCUUGUCUUUUUGCUUUUUCUCUUUAUUUUAUUUUACAAACCAUCUUGGGGUGCAACAGUUUGGAUCUGGACAUCGGAAGUCUUCUCCAUGAAUGUGCGUGCACAGGCUGUUGGCAUGGCGUCGCAAACUCAAAAUGUCGCCAACACAAUAUUCCAACAAUUUUUCCCUAUUUUCUUAGAGAAGAAAGGGUUUUAUGCCUUUUACUUUUUCGCCGGCAUCAAUACCCUACUUGCCAUUUUUGUUUAUUUGGUUAUUCCAGAGACAAAGAACGUUCCGCUAGAAGAGAUAGAUGUGCUAUUCGGUGGCUCUAACCAUGUCAUUCAAGGAGAAACCCUCUUGGCCGAGGUUAAGCUUCCAGGUGAGCAAGUGAAGAACAUGAAUAUUACUAGCAAGGACACCGAGUUGGCACAAGACAAAUAG